This is a messenger RNA of Nerophis lumbriciformis (worm pipefish), 2243 nucleotides long. RefSeq names its product cytochrome P450, family 1, subfamily A (gene cyp1a). Gene Ontology annotation, biological process: hormone biosynthetic process; progesterone metabolic process. Gene Ontology annotation, molecular function: heme binding; iron ion binding; oxidoreductase activity, acting on paired donors, with incorporation or reduction of molecular oxygen, reduced flavin or flavoprotein as one donor, and incorporation of one atom of oxygen. Lineage: Eukaryota; Metazoa; Chordata; Actinopteri; Syngnathiformes; Syngnathidae. The record is from RefSeq and is a predicted model, not a curated record.
GGAGCGUAAAGUUGGACUCAGCUUGGCAAUAUUUGGACCAAUUGGGUGAAUUGCUUUGUGACGUUGCUGAUUUGCAGGACUAAGCACAAUGCAUCACUUUGCACGGCCGUACCUUUAACCAGGCGCUCUAGAAGCAAGGAAAUCAUGGCGCUAAUGACGAUGCCCUAUCUCGGACCCGUGUCCGUGUCCGAGAGCUUGGCGGCCGGUAUCACGCUAUGUCUGGUCUACCUGGUGCUCAAGUCUUUCCGCGUGGUCGUUCCCGAGGGGCUCAAGCGUCUCCCCGGGCCCAGACCCUUGCCGGUCAUCGGGAACAUGCUGGAGAUGGGCAGCAGACCCUACCUGAGUCUCACCGACAUGAGCAAACGCUACGGCCCCGUGUUCCAGAUCCAGAUCGGCAUGCGUCCCGUGGUGGUGCUGAGCGGCAGCGAAACGGUCCGGCAGGCUCUGGUCAAGCAAGGCGAGGACUUCUCGGGAAGGCCCGACCUGUACAGCUUCCGCUUCAUCAACGACGGCAAGAGUCUCUCCUUCAGCACGGACCAGGCCGGCGUCUGGCGGGCUCGCAGGAAGCUGGCCUACAGCGCCCUGCGCUCCUUCGCCACGCUGGACGGCACCACGUCGGAGUACUCCUGCAUGCUGGAGGAGCACAUCUGCAAGGAGGGCGAGUAUCUGAUCAAACGGCUCGACAGCGUCAUGAAGGCCGACGGCGGCUUCGACCCCUUCCGCCACAUCGUGGUGUCGGUGGCCAACGUCAUCUGCGGCAUGUGCUUCGGCCGCCGCUACGACCACGACGACCAGGAGCUCGUCGGCCUGGUGUACCUCAGCAACGAGUUCGGCAAGGUGGUGGGCAGCGGCAACCCCGCCGACUUCAUCCCGGCACUCCGGUUCCUGCCCAGCGCCACCAUGAGGAAGUUUGUCAGCCUCAACAACCGAUUCAAUGAUUUUGUGCAGAAGAUCGUCAUGGACCACUACGCCACCUUUGACAAGGAGAACAUCCGGGACAUCACCGACUCCCUCAUCGAUCACUGCGAGGACAGGAAGCUGGACGAGAACUCCAACAUCCAAGUGUCGGACGGGAAGAUCGUAGGGAUCGUCAACGACCUCUUCGGAGCAGGCUUCGACACCGUCUCAACCGCGCUGUCCUGGGCGGUCAUGUACUUGGUGGCUUAUCCCGAGAUCCAGGAACGACUUCAUCAGGAACUUAAGAACAAAGUGGGACUUCACCGCAAUCCUCUUUUAUCCGACAAAAGCAGCCUGCCCCUCCUGGAUGCCUUCAUCCUGGAGGUCUUUCGGCACUCUUCAUUCGUGCCCUUCACCAUCCCCCACUGCACCACAAAGGACACGUCUUUGAAUGGCUUCUUCAUCCCCAAAGACACCUGUGUCUUCAUCAACCAGUGGCAGAUCAACCAUGACCCCGAACUCUGGGAUGAGCCGUCGUCCUUCGACCCGGACCGCUUCAUGAGCGCCGACGGCACGGAGCUCAACAAGGUGGACGGCGAGAAGGUGAUGAUCUUCAGCCUGGGCAAGCGCCGCUGCAUCGGCCAGGUCAUCGCGCAACAGGAGGUCUUCCUCUUCCUGGCCAUUUUGGUGCAGAAGCUGCGGUUCCACGCGGCACCCGGGGAAGCCGUGGACAUGACGCCGGAGUACGGCCUCACCAUGAAGCACAAGUGCUGCCAAGUGAGGGCCGCCAUGCGACAACGCGACGAGCAGUGAAGAUGAAGUUUUCAGACCGCGUGUGACGCCGUCAUAGGUCAGAGUCAGGGCGACGCGCUCAGAAUGUAAGGCAAGGGACGCGGAAUUUAAACCUUUUUAUGGUUUUGGGUCCCAGAGAGCUUCUGUAUUUUGAAAGACUCCUUUGCUGCAUGUAGUUAGGCCACUGCCACCUGCAUCUUCUCCUCUGGCUCUGAAUGCAAUAGAUGGACUUUUUUUUAUGUAUCCUAAACCCAAUAUAAUGUGGAUGUAUGUGACACUGAAGCUAUAUUUCUAUCCCAAAAUGUGAUUUUUUACCCUGUAUCAAGCUGUUUUUUUUAAAGUAAUUUGUGCCUGAUAUUUGUACAUUGUUGAGCGGAAAUUGCUGCUGCGUAGGUGUGUGUGUGUGUGUGUUGGAUGUGCCUGAAUACCAAAAUAAUGAUUUUUGUUUAUUUGUAAUACAACUGUAAGCUAGACAAUUUUACAUUUCUAUUUGUAAUAAAGUAUCUAUGAUUGUAUGAGUAAGACAAACACAAACAAUAAAAUAUGUAAAAGAA